Lepisosteus oculatus (spotted gar) is the source of this 910-nucleotide messenger RNA. RefSeq names its product CXXC motif containing zinc binding protein (gene czib). The record is from RefSeq and is a predicted model, not a curated record. Lineage: Eukaryota; Metazoa; Chordata; Actinopteri; Semionotiformes; Lepisosteidae. Gene Ontology annotation, molecular function: zinc ion binding.
UUCAUGUUGUCAUUACGCAAAGACAUUAGUGUAACACAGCCUAACCAAUAGAGAUAAACGUAAAAAAAUACGGCAAUUCACCAGUGAGAAAGUUCAAGAUGGUGAAAUUUGGUCUGCAGUUUAAAGCUACUUUGGAAAAUAUCACAAAUGUCCGGCCGGAGGGAGAAGAUUUUCGCUGGUUCCUAAAGUUGAAGUGUGGAAAUUGCGGAGAAGUAUCAGACAAAUGGCAGUACAUCACACUAAUGGACAGCAUGCCUCUGAAAGGAGGGAGGGGAAGUGCCAGCAUGGUCCAGAAGUGCAAGUUGUGUUCCCGGGAGAACUCUAUUGACAUCUUAAAGGAUACCAUUACUCCAUACAAUGCUGAGGACAGUGACAAGUUUAAGACGAUUGUGCAGUUUGAAUGUCGAGGGUUGGAGCCGGUGGACUUUCAGCCCCAGGCUGGCUUUGCUGCAAAGGGAGCAGAAUCUGGGACCCCAUUUCCAGAGAUCAACCUGCAGGAAGGAGACUGGAAUGAAUAUGAUGAGAAGAUCAGCGAGUCAGUGGGCAUCUAUGAAGUCACUCACCAGUUUAUCAAAUGCUGAUCUCCUUGGAUGGAUGAUUCUCCAGCUUCCUGGAUACUCCCAAGACCUCAUCACCUCACCAAACUUGAAACAUGCACGUGUGUCAUGUGCUAAGCCUGUUCUAGUGACAGUGUGUGGGGUGGUGGUGAAUCUGAACAAAUUCAAUACGCCGACAGCAUUGUAUUCAUUUUUGCCAGUUCAGAGGCAGGUCAGCGCAGUGCUGACAGCAGGGCAAAGCCUUGAUGCUAUCUGUCCACAUGGGUAAAAAAGUCUUUACUAAAAAGAGAAACUGCUGACUGUGGUAUAAAAAAGCCUUAAUAAAAUCAAGACUGAUAAUCUCUUGCAUUAGA